This is a messenger RNA of Prunus mume (Japanese apricot), 3599 nucleotides long. It is a transcript of the gene MIM, whose product is annotated as P-loop containing nucleoside triphosphate hydrolases superfamily protein. Gene Ontology annotation, molecular function: ATP binding; damaged DNA binding; single-stranded DNA binding. The record is from RefSeq and is a predicted model, not a curated record. Gene Ontology annotation, biological process: chromosome organization; double-strand break repair via homologous recombination. Gene Ontology annotation, cellular component: nucleus; chromosome; Smc5-Smc6 complex. NCBI's taxonomy places the organism in Eukaryota, Viridiplantae, Streptophyta, Magnoliopsida, Rosales, Rosaceae.
CCUCUUCCCGCCAAACGCACUCCCUCACUCACUCCCUCUCUCUACAGUCCCAUAAUCGAUUCUUCGUCCUUCCCUAAAUUCACUGUCAGUCUCGUAUAUUUAGGGCUUUCUUUGUGUCCUUUGCAAGAAAACCCUAGUUCUCAGACCCAACCAUGGAAGACCCCAUCUCUGGCUUCCGUCAGCGUUCCGGGUCAGGCAUCGUCAAGAGAGUCCGAUUGGAGAACUUCAUGUGCCACAGUAGCUUGCAGAUUGAGCUCGGCGACUGGGUCAAUUUCAUUACCGGCCAAAAUGGAAGUGGUAAAAGUGCAAUACUUACUGCUUUGUGUAUUGCAUUUGGUUGUCGAGCUAAAGGCACUCAAAGAGCGUCUACAUUGAAGGAUUUUAUAAAAACUGGUUGCAGUUAUGCUGUUGUCCACGUGGAGUUAAAAAAUCAAGGGGAGGAUGCUUUUAAGCCUGAAAUAUAUGGUGAUGUCAUAGUUAUAGAGCGCAGGAUUUCUGGAACUGCAACCACCACUGUUUUGAAAGACCAACAAGGAAAAAAGGUUGCUAGUCGGAAAGAGGACCUUCGAGAACUAGUUGAACAUUUUAAUAUUGAUGUUGAGAAUCCAUGUGUAAUAAUGAGUCAAGACAAAAGCAGAGAGUUUUUGCAUUCUGGCAAUGACAAAGAUAAAUUUAAGUUCUUUUUCAAGGCCACACUUCUUCAGCAAGUUGAAGAUCUGUUGCAAAACAUUGAAAAACAGUUGGAGAAGGCAAAUGUUGUUGUUGCUGAGUUAGAGGGCUCAAUAAGACCCAUAGAAAGGGAACUUAAUGAGUUGCAAGAAAAAAUUAAAAACAUGGAGCACGUUGAAGAAAUAUCUCAACAAGCAAAGCAGUUAAAAAAGAAGCUCGCUUGGGCAUGGGUAUAUGAUGUAGACAAGCAGCUCGUGGAACAGAAUGCAAGAAUUGGAAAGCUGAAAGAUCGCGUACCUCUAUGUCAAGCUAAAAUUGAUCGACAAAUAGGUCAAGUGGCGAAACUAAGAGAAUGCUUUGCCUUGAAGAAAUCUGAAAUUGAACACAUGAUGAAAAAGACAUCAGAGAUUAGGAGAAUGAAGGACGAAUUGCAACAGACACUAGCAUUGGCUACAAAAGAGAAACUUAAGCUAGAAGAAGAAUAUGGCCGCAAAUUUAACCAAAUCCAGAAGAUGAUGAACUAUGUUAGGUCUCUUCAGCAACAGGUUCAAGAUACCCAGGAGCAGCAUGCCAAAAAUACACAGGCAGAAGAAUCUGAAAUAGAGGAAAAACUUAAAGAACUCCAAAAUGAGGUUGCUAGCAUUGAAUCAAUGCUUGCAAGGUUGAAGGAAGAAGAGAAUGCCUUAUCAGAAUGCGUGCAACAGACAAAUGGUGAAAUCAAAGAGAUAAAUGAAAUGAUUCAAAAUUAUGACAAGAAGCACCGGGAGAUCUCAAAUACCAUCCGGGAGCUUCAGCGAAAUCAAACCAACAAGGUUACAGCUUUUGGUGGAGAUAGAGUGAUAAGCCUUCUACGCACAAUUGAGAGAUAUCAUCAGAGAUUCCAAAGCCCUCCAAUUGGUCCAAUUGGUGCUCAUUUGACUUUGAAUAAUGGCGAUGUCUGGGCUCUUGCUGUUGAACAUGCCAUUGGAAGGUUGCUCAAUGCUUUCAUUGUGACAAAUCAUAAAGACUCGCUUCUUCUGAGAACAUGUGCAAGGGAAGCAAACUACAGUGACCUUCAGAUUAUUAUAUAUGACUUUUCAUUACCAAGGUUAAAUAUACCGCCUCACAUGCUUCCACAAACAAGGCACCCAACUACUCUUUCUCUUCUUCAUUCUGAAAUUCAUACUGUUUUAAACGUGUUGGUAGAUAUGGGAAAUGUUGAAAGGCAAGUUCUCGUGAGAGAUUAUGAUGCGGGAAAAGCAAUUGUAUUUGACCAGAGGGUUUCAAAUUUGAAGGAGGUUUACACCUUAGAUGGCAGUAGGAUGUUUUCUCGUGGUUCUGUCCAGACAGUUCUUCCUCCCAAUAAGCGAGUUAGAACUGGUCGUCUCUGUAGUUCUUAUGAUGAUCAAAUUAAUGAGCUUAAAAGACAAGUAUUAAGUGUACAAGAAGAAGCUCAGCAGUGCAGAAGGAGGAAAAGGGAUGUAGAGGAAAAACUUCAGGAUCUUCAAGAGAAUCUCCGAAAUGUGAAGAGGAGAUGUGCAAAUGUGGACCGUGAUUUGACAUCUAAGAGACUAGCAAUUCAAGAUUUUGACAAUGCAUAUGCUGCUGAAGCUGGUACAUCACCUGCAUCAACUGUUGAUGAGCUGUAUCAAGAAAUUUCGAAAGUCCAAGUGGAGAUUCAAGAAAGGAAAAUGUCACUGGAAAUGUUUCAAGUCAGAAUUGGUGAAGCUGGGGCAAAGACCAAUGAUCUUAAAGCAUCAUUUGAGAAUCUAUCUGAGUCAGCAAAAGGUGACAUUGAUGCCUUUGAGGAAGCGGAGAGAGAAAUGAUGGAGAUUGAACAAAAUCUAUGUUCUGCAGAAGAGGAGAAAGCUCAUUAUGAAGGUGUAAUGAAGAACAGGGUACUUAAGGAUAUCCAUGAUGCAGAAAAACACCAUCAGGAGCUUGAGCAUCUCCGCGAGGAGAGUUCUAGAAAGGCUUCUAUCCUUUGUCCAGAGAGUGAAAUUAUAGCAUUAGGUGAUUGGGAUGGUAGCACUCCUGAACAACUCAGUGCUCAAGUAACCAGGCUGAAUCAGAGGUUUGAGCGAGAGAGUCAGAGAUAUACCGAAUCAAUUGAUGAGCUCCGAAUGUCAUAUGAGAAAAAGGAACGUAAGAUUUUAAGCAAACAAAAAAGAAACAGAGCUUUUCGAGAAAAGUUAAAUUCAUGCCGCAAAGCCCUUGAUUUGCGACGGAGCAAGUUUCAAAGAAAUGCAGAUUAUUUAAAGCGCCAGCUGACCUGGCAAUUCAAUACCCAUCUGAGAAAGAAAGGGAUUAGCGGACAGAUUAAAGUGAGUGACGAGGAGAAGACCCUAUCUGUUGAGGUAAAGAUGCCCCAGGAUGCAACAAGCAGCACUGUUCGUGACACUAGAGGGCUUUCAGGUGGGGAACGCUCUUUUUCAACAUUGUGCUUUGCAUUGGCUCUUCAUGACAUGACCGAAGCUCCAUUUAGAGCAAUGGAUGAGUUCGAUGUUUUUAUGGAUGCUGUAAGUCGGAAAAUCAGCUUAGACACUCUUGUUGAUUUCGCAUUGGCACAAGGAUCCCAAUGGAUACUUAUCACUCCUCAUGAUAUCAGUAUGGUGAAGAACGGGGAUAGGAUAAAGAAGCAGCAGAUGGCGGCUCCUCGUUCUUGAUUUGCCAUGUAUGAUUGUGUCCUGUAGUCAUGCCAAUACCUGGUACUGCUUGAAGUUGAACAGAUGAUGAUGUAUUUAUUUACUCAUAUGUAAAUUACCAUUGUAAGGCAAACCCUAGGGUCUAGAGACCUUCCCCAUGGUUUCUUUUCGGAAUUAAUAUGAACCUUUUUUGCUUUGAAUUGUAUCCCUUAAAUCAUAUUAUCUUACAUAUCCGGACGAUUCUUAUAAAGUAAUGCUUGUAUGAAUGGCGACCGUUAUUCAUAUUAUAUAUAUUAUUAUGUACGA